UCCUGCAGGGAUCCACUCGCACAGGGGUGUAUGUGUAUCUGUGUGUGUGUGUGGGUGGGUGUGAGUUAUUUACAUUGUGGUGUUGGAGCUGGCUGCUCACACGUGCCGCUGCCUGUUGUCUUUGUCCUGCUCCACAGCUUCACUUGCUGCCAUGAGCACUGCCUACAGGGAGAGGAGCUGACUGACUGACGCCUUUUCCUUUUUCCUCAACCAUAGCUCCCUUGCAGCCUUCUUCCUCUUCGUCAUCAUUAUCAUCAUCAUCUAUCCAUUGCACCGCAGGAGGAGUCUCAGCCUGUUUAGUGCGUUUUUCCCGAGAUACAUUGACCGGAUUACCUUAGGCGAUAUACCCAGCGACGUCUGUCCACCUGGAGAAAGCCGGGGAUGAAGCAUCUUUUCAGGGCUUCCAUUUGGACUCCGGCCGGGCUGCUUUGUUUUGGAUGUGUUGGAUGACGCGCAGAGGGAUCCUCGUUGUCUUUAUGUUGCACCCUCAUUCGGAAAACCCCCAUCCCAUCCGGAGAUCCAUGCCCCGGUUACUGUGCUGUUAUCAUCAUGUCCCCAGCAUCGGCUGCCACCGCCAGUGAAAGCAGCACCACCACCGUGCCCGAGGAAGAGGAGCCGGAGAGCCCCAGAGAGGAGCAGCGACCUCAGAAACAAUCCCUCUCCAAAUCCUUGUGUCAGGAGACUCAUUGGAAAUGUCUGCUGUUGUCCCUGCUGAUGUAUGGCUGCGUCGGGGUUAUGGCCUGGUGCCAGGUGACCAAGGUCACUCGCCUCUCCUUCGACAGUGCUUACAAGGGAAAGUCUAUGAUGUACCAUGACAGCCCUUGCUCCAAUGGCUACAUCUACAUCCCCUUGGCCUUCCUGGUCAUGCUCUUUGUGGUCUACCUGGUGGAGUGUUGGCACUGCUACACAAGGAAUGAGCUGCAGUACAAGGUAGAUGUGGAAAGUGUAGCAGAGCGGAUCCAAAGGAUGCAGCAGGCUACACCCUGCAUCUGGUGGAAGGCCAUCAGCUACCAUUAUGUCAGGAGGACGCGGCAGGUGACACGCUAUCGUAACGGAGACGCUUACACCACCACACAGGUGUACCAUGAGCGAGUCAACACCCAUGUGGCGGAGGCCGAGUUUGACUAUGGGAACUGUGGAGUCAAAGACAUCUCAAAGAACCUGCUGGCUAUGGAGAGCUUCCCCAUCACCAGGCUAAGGUUCAAUAAGUGCUUUAGCUUUGCCAACGUGGAGUCAGAGAACUCCUACCUGACCCAGCGAGCUCGCUUCUUCACAGAGAAUGAGGGCUUGGAUGACUACAUGGAGGCCCGAGAGGGGAUGCACUUGAAGAAUGUAGACUUUAAGGAGUACAUGAUUGCCUUUUCUGACCCUGAUCACCUCCCCUGGUAUGCACUGAACUCCACUUUCUGGACCGUUGCAGCUUUCACCCUAUCCUGGCCUCUGCGGGUACUGGCGGAGUAUCGCACAGCCUGUGUACACUAUCAUGUAGAGAAGUUGUUUGGCUUUGAUUUUGUGCCAGCAACACCUUCUGAGGAGCGGCCGUAUUGCAGACACAUCCCUCGAGUCAACACAAUUGACAGCACAGAGUUGGAGUGGCACAUCCGCUCAAACCAGCAGCUGGUGCCCAGCUACUCUGAGGCAGUGCUCAUGGACCUGGCCCAGCUCUCUGGGAGCUGCAACAACUACUCUGUAUGUGGAGGCUACGGCAGCUACAGGCAGAACUGUGAGCGUUGCCACCGAGCCAUCAGCAGCUCCUCCAUCUUCUCUCGGAGUGCCCUGAGCAUCUGCAACACGGGGAGCCCUCGCAUCCCCUUCAGCGCAAGCCGCUUCUCGCUGGGUCGGCUGUAUGGCUCCAGGCGGAGCUGCCUGUGGAGGAGCGGCGGGAGUUUGAAUGAGCAGUCCUGCCCCACAGAGAGCACCCACUGCCUGUCAGGAAAUCAGAACAGUGAGGAGAAUCCUCCAGCCUACCAGGAUGCUCUGUACUUCCCUGUUCUUAUUGUACAUCGCAACGAAGGCUGUCUCAACCAUGACCACCGUUCCCUGCACAGAAACGGCUCCUGUGUGGAGACGUCUCUAUGACCCACAGCUGCCAGACUGCUCUGAGCAAUGAAUGCAAUGUUACAAGGUUGGUAGGGCUUACAGUGACUUCUGCUUCUUCCUUGGGCACGAGGUUAACUCAGACAACAACCACAAGCAAGUAUUUGUUCAAGUUACAAAACAUUCUGUAGCCUCAAACCAACAGGAAGUAACGUAAAUCUGGGAAAGUCCUUACAGUACAGUCAGGAAAAAAAGAUGAUGCUACAGACAAACUUAUUGUUCACAAUCAAAUGCAACCUCCGAAGGACAAAAAUGCCAAAAAAUAAUGUACUGUCUUGCAGCAUUUACAAGGACAUGGAUAAAAUCACCAAGAGGAUCACAUCCUACUGUAAAUGCCAUAUUUGUAGAUCUUAGUCACAAACCAUUUACAAGGAUGUGAGUAACACUUAAUAGUGUUUGAAGCCUGAUAUGAGCUUUGACUCAGCGGUAGCCUAAAAGAAGAGUGACUCAUGGAAAUGACUGGCGACAGCCUCCUUUUCAUAGCGUUAUUAAUAAGGUUAAACGGUUUUAUCCGGUCUCAUGGUUCUCAUAAAGCAAAGUAGACUUCCCAAACUAAAAUCUAAAACAUCUGCAUGGGGAAAGUUUUUGAUAGCAACUAAUUUCAAUCUAUUCAUUCAAAGUCAAAGCUCCUGGAAUUCACACAAAGAGGAAUUCAUUUCCAUGGUAUGAAAAGAAAUGUCUGCUGCAGAUGCUGAAAUAUCAAGUUAACAGAAAUCAGCUUGGUUGCGGUGACAUUAUACUUCCUGGCUUACUAAAUAUAGCAACACAGUCAAUGAAUAAUUUAGUACCUGGUGGGCUAAAGGACACGAGAACUUCAAACUGAAUCAACAACACUUCUUCAGUCUGUUUCUUAAUUACUAUAUACCCUUAAUGCUGUGAAACAGGCUAUUAAAAAACGUCACAAUAAUUUGCAAAUUCAGCUAGUUUAAAUCUCAAAGAUCCAUUUAAUUUCAUAUUUGGCAAUAUCUCUAUUCAGCCUACCUCCUUAUUUAAGUGCCUAGCAUUCAACUGUUACUGACAAGCAUAAGCUACUUAUAACUAAAGUCAUCCCAACCCCUAUUUUCCCUUUAUAACAAUCUUAGUAAACAGACUAAACACAUGGUUUACAUAGAAGCAUGAUGCUACAUUACCUGUUCUCAUUACUGUUAAAAACAGACAUGUUGAAAUAUGACCCCUUACUGUUCUCCCUCAUAUUAUAACAUUGCUCAUAAGUGUAGCCGACUGAAGCUGCUGCUGAUGCAUAUCAGAGAGACAGCUAGAGCUCGCCAUCCACGAUGCUACAAAUAGGCAGAGGCCUGGAAUAACUACUGAUAGUGUCACAUUAAAUAAUAUGUCAGGGUUACUUUAAAGAACUAAAAAAAAAAAAGUACUUCCUCUCAAAUGAGUGCAUGCAGUAUCUUAGUCGUGAUGAAUUUUAUAGCACUGCUGAGCCAUGCAGAACAAGAGAUGAAAAUCAGGCAUGCUCAAACUUUCAGAUUGUCACAAUUUAAGCUAAUUUAAAUCAUUUACAUCACAUCUUGCCUCUACAUCAUGUGCGUGUUUUAUUCUUUCUGAACGAUCUCCAAAUCUCAAAGGGGAAGAAGAGGCACUGAUUCAAUUUAAGAAGAUUUAAUUAUGCACAAAUUAUUCUUCAUCAAAUGAGAACUGCAGGAAAAAAAUCAACUGGCACAGAUUGUUUUUUCAUCAUUAAAGCCCAUGAAAACCACUCAAAUGUGUAAGAGUAGUACAAUGUCAGGUAUUUUGUGUUACUUCCCUUUACAACUUGUCUUCACAAUAAUGAGCCUGUACAGUAAAAUGGGACCAGUUAGCCAUACUCAUUACAUUCCAUAUGUGGUGUUAAGUUGGAGUAAUCAGUAUAGCAAUACAGAAAAUUGUCAAAGAGAGCGGCACAAGAUAUAAACGCAGAUUCUGUCAAACCUCAAAUUUCAUUUGAACUGUUUUCACAACACAUAGCUCAUCUAUGCAAGCCCCUCAGAACUCAGGAUGGUAUUCAGGAAAGAUUCUACUUUGCAAUAACAUCCACAAAAAUCUGGGUCAUGAUGAAGACAUUUUAUUUAAUUUUUUUAUGCCUCAACUGUUUAACAUUAAUGCUUGCCUCGUGCACAUGUCUGAUUCUUUUUUAAAUUAAAAAAAAGGCUGUCAAACCAAACUCAGAGGCCAUCAUGACAAUGAGCCCAUUAGUCCCACAGAUAACAAAGAAAACAGCACAGGUAGAAAUAUGCUCUACCUUACACCUCCUAAUGGUGAUUAAUGACCAAUCUGUACUUCAAGAAUAGUUUGUGCUAUACUAACUAUUUCAAUGUAGUGAUUUUUUAAAAGCUUACAAACAUAUAUUUUUUAGAUCUGUCUUGAAAUAGUUUAACCCUCCUGUUAUGUUAGUUUCUCAGGAACAGCAAUAAUGUUCCUGGGUCAACUUGACCCGGGGUAUAUUUAAUGAUCCAAAAGUGUCCAAACCUCAAAAAAUCCCACUAAACAUUUUUUAAUCUCAUUAUUAACUCCAUUACUAACCAUUUAAAUCAAGAUUUAGUGCAAUGGUUUUCUUUAAUUCUCACAGAUCGUGGUUCAAUGAGGAUAACUCACUCGUUUUCAUAAAAAAUCAUGUACAAACUUUUUAAAUGUACAUUGGAAAGACCUAAAUAUAAAUAAGAUAGUUUUACAUGACAUAGAUUUUUGUUUUUUUUAUUUUGCAUUUUUAAUUAUAGUUUUUUUUAUGAAGUGAUGUUGAUAAAUUAACAGGAUACACCUCUUCUGUCACAUGCUGCCCAGGUUUUUAUGCUGUAUUUAGCUGGUUUGGAAGGUAUAUAUUGCCUUCAAUGGGAGGAACCUCUGAAUGCCACUAGCCUCUCAUCCACUGUGACACGAGGGCCUGGGUUAUAGAGUAGUGGAAGUUGCUCCACCCACUUGAACCCUCACUGUCCCAAUGGCUGCCAGCUUGUCUCUAUUCAAUCCCAGCUCCCGCAGUCAAAUGGUAAAGUGUCUUUGGGCAAGGCAUUUUCAUUUUAUAUGUUAUUUCCGCUAAUUAAGCCAAGCAGAAGAAGUUUCAUAGCGAAAAUUUACUUUUAAUAUUUUUUUUCGGAUUUUUGAACUUUAAAAUGUGUCAAUUUGACCCGCAACAUAACAGGAGGGUUAAUUAUUUGUAAUAACAUUAUUGAAAUACACUUAUCUGCCUUCUUGCCAAGAGUGAAAUCAGGAGUUCUUUGUUACUGCUUUGUGUACAGUUAAUUGGAAGUUACUGAAAACUGGGGUUUAGUUUAGCUCAGCCAAAAAGCUGGAGGCUAACCCUACUUUGACUCUCACUAUUUUACCCCUUUGAUUUAAUCUUUACAAAAACUGAAGUGUAAGACAUCAAGUUGUGACUGUAAUGCUGGCAUGUGAAACAUUAUAAUUCACUGGUUUGCCAGCAGUAUAAGCUACAGCAAGCUAACAGUGAGUAUUAAUUAAAUAAACACAAACUUGGUAUCCAGCUUCACAUCUGUCUCUUCGCAAGAACUUACAGGUGUAUUUCACAUAAUGUCAAAAUAUCCCUUUAAUGGUUUACUGACGGUGCACCAGAAAACCUGUCUGUGAAACACGAAGCAGCUCUUUUGUUUUUGAUUAGACACUAAAUAAAAUGUUGGUGAAUUUAUUUUUUAUUCCAACAUUUUCUUUUACAUAUUUUUUUCUGAUCCUGAGUCAUGAAAGGCUGGAUUAUUUCCCAGAAUGCAAUGGUCUGGGGGAAAUCGCAUCCUUUGGGUCAUCUUUGGGGUAAACUGCAACGCCGUUAAGAGGAACAUUCAAACCAGGGCAUAAAAUAUACUAAAUAUACUAUUAAAUUUACCAAAAUAGCUAAAUAUUUUCUGAUUUCGCUCACUUUUUUACAUGAAGUCAUCACAACUUCUCAUCCAUUGUUUGCCAACAAGCCUCUGAGAUGGCUUCACUGUGAUAUUCAUAUAUAGUCAUAUGUAAGAAUAGAAAAUGUGUUUACCAGUUCAAUGUUUACGUAGCAGCAGUGGCAAAUAAAGGUACAAAUUUGGGGGUGAUCCAAAAAGUUAUAAAUCUGACUGGGAAGGGUCUUAAUUAGACAUUUUCCCUCCAUAGAUGACUGUUAGCAUAGAGGCUUUUUGUCAUGCAAAGCACUGAACCCUUUAUCAUGUGUAUGAGGUAGAUUAGUUUGUUAUAUUAUUCUCUCUUUUACCCAAGAAUACUCUGGGGUUUGUCUUUUUGUAUUUUAAUGAUGAAGAGGAUUUCAAGACUGUAGGGCAGAAAGGAUUCGUACUGUAAAUAAAAAAGAGACGAGAUGUUAGGAUGGCUGUGGAUGUGGGUCUUGUGCUCUACUGAAUGUGUCAGAAACACAGGGGUAACUGAAGCAGGGACUCUUUUGAUGUGAAGAUGUUAAGUGGUGGGUGUGAAAGUUGGAAACGGCAAUACAAUCUGUUUUAAGCCAGCAGCAUUUUUUUGCUGCUUUUUUAUUUAUUGAAUGACUCUUGCUUCUCUUUAAAGCCAUUUUUACAUUUUCAAAAUAAUAUUUGAUACACUCUUUAUGACACCGAAACUGUUGGUAAAAUGAUGUGACUGCUUUAGGAUGAGGGGCACUCCUGUAUUCACAUCUUGUAAGGGGAUUAUUGAUCAUUAUUUAAGAGCCUCUGUGUUUAUCAAAGGCAGAUUGCUCUGUGUUUCACCAUCUACACACAAAACUGCUUUGCCGAUCUACAUACGGCCAAUAAAAAUGGCGAUUUUGCAAGCUAAAAUUUUUGAAAAUGUGAUAUUGAUUACACAAAAAUAUUUCUUACUCUUAGCAAAAGGUAUUACUACAUUGUACAACUAUAGCUUGAGCGACUGUGUAGAGGUUAAAAAAAGAACAAGUCUGUAUGUACUCCAACACCACCACAAAGUUGCCUUGAUGUAACAGAAUGACUGAAUACCAAAUAUGUGUAUCAAAAUGGAAAAGGCUCCUCAAUAAACUGAAAUGCUCACU
Molecule: messenger RNA, 7051 nt
Organism: Notolabrus celidotus (New Zealand spotty)
Lineage: Eukaryota; Metazoa; Chordata; Actinopteri; Labriformes; Labridae
Gene: tmem151ba
Product: transmembrane protein 151Ba
Exons: 2
Coding region: 550-2079 (509 amino acids)
Source: RefSeq, a predicted model, not a curated record